GAAACUUCAUUUUCAUUCAUAGCCUGCCAGAAAAUGACAACCGUAUUAUCGAGUAAUAAAAUUUCAUUCAAUGUUGAAGUUUGUGUAGCAAUAACGUGAUGUUUAGUGUAGAAGUUGACUGAAAAUAAUGUAAAUUUCGUAAAUAUUUGAUAGCGCUUUCUGUUCUUUAUAGUUUAGAUUAAAACGCUCCACAAAAUGGCAGGUCGUAAUCGUCCUGUUCAACACAAAAACUUUUCAAAUAUAUUUUCGAAGCUCCAAGGGGCCUUCUCCGACGUAGUAACGCAUCCCAAAUAUGCUACAGACAAACGAACUCUCGAUAAAACAUGGAAACUCAUGGAUAAAGUAGUCAAACUGUGUCAACAUCAAAAGAUGAACCUCAAAAAUUCACCCCCUUUUAUUUUGGAUAUUCUUCCGGAUACGUACCAAAGGCUAAGGCUAAUCUAUUCAAAAUACGAGGAUAAUUUGCAAGCUUUACAUUCAAUUGAACAUUUUAGUAUAUUUAUUAUUAAUCUAAUGAGAAAGUGUAAGCAAGCAAUUAAACUCUUUAAGGAAGGCAAAGAAAAAAUGUUUGAUGAGAACUCGCAUUACCGAAGAAAUUUAACAAAACUUAGUUUAGUGUUUAGUCAUAUGUUAAGUGAACUAAAAGCUCUAUUUCCAAACGGUGUGUUUGCAGGUGACUUAUUUAGGAUUACUAAGUCUGAUGCUGCUGAUUUUUGGAGAACAAACUUUGGUAACAGCACGUUGGUACCAUGGAAAUUAUUUAGACAGGAACUGAAUAAUGUACAUCCAAUCAGCUCAGGAUUAGAAGCAAUGGCACUCAAAUCAACAAUAGAUCUUACUUGUAAUGAUUACAUAUCAAAUUUUGAAUUUGACGUAUUUACAAGGUUAUUUCAACCUUGGGGAACGUUAUUGAGAAAUUGGCAAAUCCUAGCCGUAACUCAUCCCGGUUACGUGGCGUUUCUAACCUACGAUGAAGUGAAAGCCCGAUUGCAGAGGUACAUCAACAAGGCGGGUAGCUAUGUAUUCAGAUUGUCGUGUACUAGAUUAGGACAAUGGGCAAUUGGUUAUGUAACACUAGACGGAGAAAUAUUACAAACAAUACCUCAAAAUAAAAGUCUGAUUCAGGCUCUGUUGGAUGGCUAUCGGGAAGGAUUUUAUCUUUAUCCGGAUGGUAGAUCUGUGAAUCCUGAUUUAUCAUGGGCUGUACAACCGAGUCAAGAAGACCAUAUUGCUGUAACACAAGAACAAUAUGAACUUUACUGUGAGAUGGGUAGUACAUUCCAAUUAUGUAAAAUAUGCGCAGAAAACGAUAAAGACGUCCGCAUCGAACCUUGUGGUCAUCUAUUGUGUACACCUUGUUUAACAGCAUGGCAGGCCGGUUCCGAAGGUCAAGGAAGUCAAGGAUGUCCAUUCUGCAGGGCCGAAAUCAAAGGAACAGAACAAAUAGUUGUCGAUCCUUUUGAUCCCAAGAAGUCUCAUCAGAGACCCAAAACGACUAUAACCAAUGCAACAGGCAAUAAUUGUGUCAACACUCUUGACGAUGACGAUCUGGAGUUAGAGGACACGGGAGAAAUAUGGAAUUUCGUUGGAAGCAGCCUCCACGCUCUAUCUAUAACACCCAGAAGAGACUUUUCAGCUUCAGCAAGUCCGAUGAUUUCACCGGGAAGUAGUCCAAGGUGCUUGCGACGAAAUACACCUGUAGUAGUACCUCCUGCAGCACCUCCUCCUUUGCCACCUCGUAAGAGUUCACCAACUCAUGAACAAACCAUACUUCCUUCAGUUGUUCCUACCGUUUCUAGUAUCCGAAACGGUGUGGUAGGACUUAGCGAAGCGCAAUCAGUCACUAAUUUAACUCACAUCAAUAUAGAAGUACCUCAACUACCGAAAAGCAGUUCUAUGCUAAAUAUUGAAUUGCAUAGAGCUGGUAGCAAUGAGAACGAAGUGGUUGAAUUAAGUUCUCCCGAGACCAUUUACGGAGUCGUGAUACAAAGUAGCGAUUACUAUGACCGUAGUAGUGUGGUAACUACAACAGCAGCAGAAUCUAAAUUACCUAAUAGACAUUUGAGCUGCCCAUCAAAUCGGAGCCAACCACGACAUAUGAAACCACCGAAAUCCAAUACUAUCCCCAAUAUAAGCCAGGAUAAUUCUUUGCAAUAUGAAAAUGUUGAAAUUGAGGUGCCACCAAAAAUCCAUCAAAGAAUAAAUCCUUUAGAAAGAGAAACGAAUGUUUCAUAUGAAAAUUUGAAUAUGGAUUAUAUUAAAAAAUUAGUAAGUGAAGGGUAUUCUCGAGAUUCUGUUAUAAAAGCUUUAGGGAUUACUAGGAAUAAUGUUGAUAUGGCUUGUGAUAUUUUGCACGAGUUUGGCACAAAGUUGGGAUAGCAAAUGUAAAUAUAUUAUUCAGUUGAAUUGUUUUUGGUGUAGAAUAGCAAAUAAUAAAAAGUAGCUAAUGUUAAUUUUCAUAAUUUUAUUGUUUAAUUAUUCUACAUUAUUUAAAUAAGGCUUGAGAUCGAGAGUAGAUAUUCAGAAUACUAUUUCAGUUAUUAUUAUUAUAACUUCACAUUUUUCGUUUGAAGGCGACAUGACAUAUUUUAUAAAAAAAUCAAGAAAUAUUAUAAUAAAAACCUAAGUUAAAAAUUGGACCUCUGAAAAAAUCAGUAGGUAAUGGUAUAAAAAUUAACAAAAGUUCAACGGGGUCCAUUACUAUAUCUAAAAUUUGUGUAAAAAAAUAGAAUAAUAUAUAUUUUGUUUUCUUUAAGUGAAUUAAGAUUGGAGAAUUUCCAUUUUUCUACUGACAAUAGAUGGAUAUACCUUUAUUAUUGUCUAAAAUUCCAAUAGAAGAAACUCACGCAGUCUGAAUUUCUAUAUAAAAAAAUUUAUCUAUUUAAAAAUCCGGCACAGUGCAUAGCAUUUAACCAAGAUUGAUGUGCACGCUAGUCAAAAAAAGUAUAUUAUAUACAGAAACCAACCUAACGACGAUUUAGAAUGUAUAUUCUAAGCAUUAUGUAUUAACAAGUAUUCUAGUCAGUGAAAUAAAAUUUUCUGCACCAAAUCGGAAAUCUAAUCUUUUCAAAACAUUAUAGUUAUUGUUCGUCGUCGUCAUUUGCCAAUAAUUUUUGUAACAAACUCAUGUAAUAAGAAUAAUUUUUUUACACUUUCCAAAUAUCAUAACCAUCUAGAUUUUAUAUUAGAAUUUUAUUAUUGACCAUUGAGCUACUGUGUUUUUCAUUUAUUUAUUUAUUUAUACACAAAUAUGGCAAGUUUCAUUAGACGGAUAUGAAACUUUUUACAGUUUUACAGAAUAUUGUUAAUGCCAAAACUUUUCUUUUCAAAACGUUUUUAUGUUCACAUAAAAACUGGUUGAUUUCGUUUUUGAAACUUCUUUAAUUGUUAUAACAGUAAUGCAAUCAUUUUUAUCCAACGCGACCUUGUUUUUGUAUUAUAUUUUUGUGUUUUUCCAAAAAUUAUCGAAGGAAAUCAAUGUAUGUACAAGUCCAUAAUAAAUGAUAGAAGGUGAUUCAGAAUUAAAUACAUGACUUCUUUAUGUACACUUGUAUAAUUAGGAAAGCGCAACCUUCUAAAGGAGAACCUUUCAUUAUGUUUACAAAGUUCAUAUUUUGGAAAUCACUGUGAAACGUUAAGAUAACCAAUUUUAUAGUAGGAGGAAUAAAAAAAAAAUAUUUUAUUUUGUAAAUAUAUCUGGCAUAUUCGGGUCUAUGCUACUUUGAGGGUACACUUUAGGAUGUGAGAGAUCACAUUUACAAGUUAUAAAUCAUAUAUUUUCAUAUGACGUUGGUACAUUUUUUCAAUUUUUUGUUUCACUGUGAAACAGAAAAUGUUCCCACAGUAAAACAUAUUGAAAAUGGUAAAUAAAAUGGAAUUAAUAAUGACGUUUUAUUUUUUUAAGAAAAUCUGAUUAUAUACGGGUACAUUCCCAAAUAUGUUUGUGCAGGCAAUAUGAGUUUUAUAUCUUUUUCAUCUAGAGUUUCUCAGUAUGGCAACGAAAGGCGAAACUAUUCUGGGACUCCACACUCCGACGACGUUAGCUUCAUAGUCACAGUUGCUGCCUUUAUUCUUUAAAAUUUUGACAGUGUAAUGUAAUUAUUGUUUUAAUUGAAUUGAAUCAAUACAAAAUUGUCUACAGUAGGUGGUUCACUUAACUUAGGAGAAUCAAAGUCGUCGAAUUCUUCUGAGAUAUGGUAUGAGUUAUCAUUCAACUCCAUUUCGAACUCGCUUUCAUCAUCGUCGCUAGAAGACAGAGAAAUCUUUUUCUUGAUUUCACUCCAUUGCUUAGUUCUUUGUUGUAAUUCUGCUUUUCCGCUUUCUUGUUUGUUCCAUGAAUCUUUUCUAAUUUUGAACAAUGCGGGGGUAGUGUCGAUAGGCACUUUCUGCUGCCUUUCUUAGUGUAAUAUUUUCUUCGAUUACUAAGCAGCUUCUAUCUCUUAAUUUUUAAAAUUUCUUUUGUUAGUUUUUCCGAUUCUUCAUCGUGCCAUAUUUAAUCUAAAAUAAAAAAAUGCUGUUACAUCUAUAAGGGAACACAAGAGGAAUGGAGUUUUUUUUUUAAUUAUUUUAACGAAAUAAUUAACAACGAACACGCCACUACUUUGUUAGAUACACCUUCCUCCACCAUUACACAAAACCGUAUGCUUGCUUGGAAUUGUCACAACUUUUGAUUUGAUUUAUUUUAUUAUGAAACAUGUUUCAUUGUAGAACUCUUUCCCCUAUUGCCUACUCCAUCCUAUAUGAAUAAAGAAUAGUUCUUAUGAAGGUUAUGGAAAAGUCUAAGGGGGUUAUUUAAAAAAUAUUAUUUCUAAAAUUACUAAAAAAUAUGACGUAACCUUUAUGUUUUCUAUUCAACCUUUUUAUUAACCAGUUUUAGAAAAAAAUGUACCUUAUGGAAAGGUAUUUUUGUUUUUGGUUAUACUAUUAGUUCGACAAAAUAAUAUACAUAAUAUUCUGAAACAUCUUGUAUAAAGCUACUGUACCGAUCAAUAUUCAUGUAAGAUAAAAGGUUUCCUAAAUUUCACUUUUCUACUGCAUAAAUAAAUAAAUGAAUAAGCUACUAUAUCGUUCUCCAUAUAUUCAUGUUCAUUCUUACAAUUUAUCAAAAAUCUAGAAAAACAUCAUGUUUAUAUUUAAAACUGAUGAACACCAUUUAAUAUAGAUAUUCACGAUAGUGCGGUUAAACAAGAGUGAAUUGUGGUUGUACUUACAUUACAUAGUAAUUCCUUGGAAAAUUGAAUUGUUUAAAUGUGUUAAAUAACAUGUUUUUCAGAUGUCAAAGCAUGCAAGAAAACUUUUUCAAUUAAACGUAUAGAUAAAUCAAUCCAUUUGUUACAGGUGAUAUCCAAUAUAUUACAUGUGACUAAUGUUUGUUUAAUUAAUUUGUAUAAAUUUGAGUGUUUAAAUAAUUUUCAAAUAUUUUUUAAUAUUCUGAAUUACGUCAAGCCUGAAAAUUAUUUGCUGUUCUGUGACUGAAUUGUAUAUUGAGGUGAUGUUUUAGAAGAAAUAGUUAUAAUUAAAAUGACAGAAAAGGGUGUGUAAGGCUGAACGAAAACUAGUUUCAAUAGGGUAUUCAAUUCAUCUAAUUUUUAUAGGGUUUUAUCCAAACAAAAAAUAUUUUUGCAUUGAAAUUUAAGUAAUUAAAUUGACAUUGAUUAUAUUCAAAGUUGUAUAGCAUUAGGAAAUUCCAUAUUUUGGUAAGCUUUGGAAAGUAUUUUAACAUAUCUUAUUGGGUGUUCGUGGUCGUGAAAUUAGGACGAGAUGUGGUGUCAACCCUUUAAACAAAUACGCUUUACUUUAAUCUUUCUAAACAAACAAAAUAAACUUGAAUGUCUACUUCAAAAGUUAUGAUAUGAUCAUUGACAUGUUACAAUAUUGACAAAUGUCAGUCUUGUUGAGCUAUAGCUAAGUUUAUAAAGUAUUGUUAUUUUAUAAGAUUAUAUACCCAAUAUUUUUCAAACUUAAAUAGAUUUUUAUGUUAAUUAUGGAGAUAUUAUACGAUUAUUAAAAUUUUCGAUAACUAACUCACUAGCGCUUGUGGCAGUAAACUUCGUGAAUAAUAACCUCUAUUAUACACUCAUAAAUAAUAUACUAUUAUUAAUCACCCAAAUAAAUAAUUGAUUAUAUCAAAUAUAACAAUCUAUUGAUCUAUUGAGAUAGAAUCAAUUGAAUGAUAUUAAGGAUGCCACAUAAGUUAUUCAAUAGAUUCACAUAUACUUCAUAAUUGUACUUAUGUACAAUGUUUUUAUUAAUAGAAUUCAAAUUUUUUAUUUGAAUUAUGAAUUAAUAUUUGCUUCUCGAAUCAGUAUUCUGUAUAUUAUUUUAUAUUAAUUGUCAUUCUUUUCAAUUAACAAAUCGGGUUUUUGCUUUAUCACAGGUGUUGUUUUGAAAAUCGCCUCUUUUAGAUGAAAAUUUACUGAAUUACCUAUAUUACUGACUGUCACUCAUAUGACAUACAUAGUUUAUAAAUUUUGGGAUGCAGUUGCUAUGGCUUAUAAUAAAAAACCGAAAUAAAUAGAAUGUACACAGCAAUUCUUUACUUUUGAGGUAGAUUAUUAAAGUGAACUGUAAUUAGAAAAUAAUAUAAGUCUGAUAUGAAACAAUUAUUGUUGGUUAAAUGACCUGUAAAAUAUAUGGGUUAUUUGUGUACCGGCUAAUUAUAUCAAAGAAAAACAUUUGAUGUCCAUAAAUAAAAGUUUUGAUAAAA
Messenger RNA from Diorhabda carinulata, 6706 nucleotides. RefSeq names its product E3 ubiquitin-protein ligase CBL-B (gene Cbl). Gene Ontology annotation, biological process: cell surface receptor signaling pathway; negative regulation of epidermal growth factor-activated receptor activity. Lineage: Eukaryota; Metazoa; Arthropoda; Insecta; Coleoptera; Chrysomelidae. Bases 196 to 2379 code for a protein of 727 amino acids. The transcript is spliced from 8 exons. Gene Ontology annotation, molecular function: calcium ion binding; SH3 domain binding; receptor tyrosine kinase binding. Gene Ontology annotation, cellular component: membrane raft; plasma membrane. The record is from RefSeq and is a predicted model, not a curated record.